This is a messenger RNA of Patiria miniata (bat star), 539 nucleotides long. RefSeq names its product dynein light chain 4, axonemal-like (gene dnal4). The transcript has 3 exons. Gene Ontology annotation, cellular component: dynein complex. Gene Ontology annotation, molecular function: dynein intermediate chain binding; dynein light intermediate chain binding. Gene Ontology annotation, biological process: microtubule-based process. The coding region runs from base 126 to 452 and encodes 108 amino acids. NCBI's taxonomy places the organism in Eukaryota, Metazoa, Echinodermata, Asteroidea, Valvatida, Asterinidae. The record is from RefSeq and is a predicted model, not a curated record.
AAAUUUAUGCCGACCUUGCGCUGAUGGUCGUUUUUGGGUUCCUUAAAAUUUGACUCUUUUUGGGAAUUUUUUUAUAGAAAUAACUUGACAGUUGUGAUCGUCGACAAAAUUGUUUGUUUUUAAGAAUGGACGAACCCCAGGAAGGAAAGAAAGAAGAGAAGGAGACUGAUUUUAGACGAUUGCAGAGCUAUCCACUCAUUCGGCAUUCUGACAUGAAUGAAGAGAUGCGCACUGAGGCAGUAGAGUUGUGUGUCACGGCUUGUGAAAAAUUCUCCAGCAACAAUGAGACGGCCGCCAAAAUGAUCAAGGAAGCGAUGGACAAGAAGUUUGGGUCUUCCUGGCACGCCAUCGUCGGGGAAGGCUACGGCUUCGAAAUCACCCACGAAACCAGAAACAUCCUCUAUUUAUUCUUCGGCGGCAAUAUGGCAGUGACUGUGUGGAAGUGCUCAUAACUACUCGGUAUUCAUUGUACGUGUUUGUCAAAACGUAGCGAGACAGUGUGUUCAUAUUUAUUAAUUAAAUAAAAUUGGUAAACUGUC